UUCUGCAAUGUAAAAUCAACACAUUUUCAAUAUACAUUCAAGCGAUGGAUGAAGACUCGACCAUUGCCGUAGUUGGCAUUGGUUGCAUGUUUCCAGGAGCUGACAACAUUGACGAGUUCUGGAGAGUUCUUGUGAAUGGAGAAGACCAUGUUCAGGAUAUUCCCCCAGAAAGGUUCAACACUGCUGCGUUCUAUGAUGCUGAUCCCGAUAACCCUCGCAAGACCUACGUCAGAAAGGCUGGACUCAUUAAAAGAUUCGACGAAUGGGAUAACAAGUUCUUUGGAAUUAGUGAUAGGGAGGCUGAACACGUGGAUCCACAACAGCACUUUAUUUUAGAAACUGUUCAUAUGGCCCUUGAAGACAGUGGGAUAACAAGAGAGAAACUUAGUGGCUCUGAAACCGGAGUUUAUAUAGGUGCAAUGAAUCAUGACUGGGAUUGCAUGGUACGCUCAGCAAAACUUAACAGUUCAAAUACAACAGUCACAGGUACUGCCAGUAGUAUUCUAUCAGCAAGAGUGGCUUACUACUACAAUUUACUUGGACCAGCAAUGACCAUAGAAACAGCAUGCUCCUCCUCCAUGGUUGCUAUACAUACGGCAUCACAGGCGUUAAGGAAUGGUGAAAUUUCAUUAGCAAUCUCUGGAGGUGUGAGUUUUAUCCUUGGCCCAGAAACUUUCAUAACCUUAUCAUCAGCAAGAAUGGCCUCACCAACUGGAAAGUGUCAUGCGUUUUCAAAGGAUGCAGAUGGAUAUGCCCGCGGGGAAGGAUGUGGGAUUGUAAUACUGAAAAGACUUGUAGAUGCAAUCCGCGAUAAGAACAAGAUAUGGGGUACGGUUUUUACAUGGCUUAACCAAGAUGGUCACUUGAGUUCUCCGAUUACUUCCCCAUCUGGUGAACAACAAGAGAAGUUAAUGGAAACCAUUUUUCGAAAAAGUAAAAUUCCACCCACCUCUGUACAGUACAUAGAAGCCCAUGGUACUGGAACAUCCGUCGGCGAUUUCACGGAAGUGAGUGCAUUGGGAUCUUUCUUUUCCAAAUAUGCCCAUCAAGACAUACCGAUAGGCUCAGUCAAAACAAAUAUUGGUCACUUGGAGUCGGGUGCAGGUGCAGCUGCAUUAAUUAAAGUUCUUUUGAUGAUGAAACAUGAACUCUUGGUGCCAUCAAUUCAUGCUGAGUCGUUGAAUCCUAAAAUUCCGUUUCGUGAAUGCAAACUAAAAGUAUGUCAAUCGGUUGAAAAAUGGUUCAAAAACAAAACGGGGAAUAGAAUAGCUUCUGUUAAUUGCUUUGGAUUCGGAGGAACAAAUUCUCAUGCAAUAAUAACAGAUUUUCAGAAAAAUGAAAAUAUGAUUAUCCACAGAAUGAAUACGAGUCUAAGCUUGAAAAGCUAUGUCAUUUUAUCUGCUGAGGAUUUAAUUGCAUUGUACAAUUUAGCUAAACAUCUACUAGAUUCGCUGCAUAAAGACGUUGAUCUUAGAGAUCUUUCAAGUACAACGACACAUUUCAGAAAUCAUUAUAGAUAUCGCAAAGUUUUUGUCGUAGAAGAAAUGUCAGAAUUAACCAAUGAAAUUGAAAGCUUCGUAAGUGAAGAAUUGCCAGUGAAAGUGGUUUGGAAAGAAAAACCAAAAAUCAUAUUUGUGUACUGUGGAGUCGGCACAACUUGGAGAAAAAUGUGCAAAGAAUUUAUUACCUAUGAUCAGAUCUUCAGGAAAACAACACAAGAGAUUGACGAUUACCUGUCUUCUUUGACUACUGUGUCGAUAGAAUCAAUCUUUGAAAACGAAGAGGACAUUUUAGACCCUUUGAAAAAUCAUCUUGCAAUAUUUGCUUGUCAAGUAGCCCUUACCCACCUUUGGGAAUAUGCUGGAAUUUGCCCUGAUACUAUUGUAGGUCAGUCGGUCGGCGAAGUGGCAGCAGCAUAUGCAUGUGGAACACUGUCUCUAAAAGAUGCAGUUAGAGUGAUUUAUUUUCGCUCUCUUAAUUUGGCGAACGAAAGUGUCGGCAAAAUGAUAGUGGUACAGAACUGUCCAAUUGAAGUCAUUGAAGAAAAAUGCAGUAAUCUCAAAUACGGAAAAGCUAACAUAGCUGUUUAUCACAGUUAUCUUUCCUGUGCAGUAUCUGGUGACAUUGCAGCUAUUGACGAGUUGAAAAUGGAACUUGCUUCUCAUCAGGCGAAAAUCAUUCCUUUGAACGUUAAAUGUGCAUAUCAUAGCCAUUUAAUUAAAGAUGCCAGUUUGAAAUUAGAGGAAAUAUUAUCUGAACUUGAAUGGAAGUGCCCAAAGACGACCGUCAUAUCAACAGUUUCAGGAAGAUUGGCAGACGAUACGUUCGGAUCUCCAUCCUACUGGUCUGCAAAUGUAUUUAAACCAGUUCUCUUUCGUCAUGCAAUAGAGGAAGCGAAAAGGAGAAACCCAAAUGCUUUUUUUCUUGAAAUAGGACCAAAUCCGGUUUUGCGAGCACAUUUAUCAAACAUAUUUCCUGACUCUAUUGAGGAAGCCCUUCCCUCUAUGAAAAGAAACUGCGAAAUUGAAAUUUUUCGAAAAUCGUUCAUUGAUAUAUUUGGAAAAGGCAUUCCUCUUCGGUGGGAUAAUAUUGUCCCAUGUCGGAACAAUAUUCUUCCAAUCCCAAAGUAUCAAUUCAGUAAACGGAAACACCUGGUGAAAUCUGAGAAAAUUCGAAGUUUGCUCAAUGGAGAACAAAGCAAUAGAAAUAUCAUGCUGAUAACACAGGUCCCUGGACGUGCAGCGCAGUUUGAUAUUGUAAUAAGUCAAGAAAACACACCCUUUGUCCACGAACAUGUUGUAGACGGGAGUACAGUAGUUCCUGGUGCCCUUUAUGGGGAAAUUGGUUUGGAAAUUGGGAAUUAUCUCGGAGCAAGAAGUGGAAUUACAGAAGUGUGUGUUUCGUGGUCUAUCCAUAGGGCGUUCAUAGUCAAAGACAGCGAACAAAACAUUGUAGUAAAGACAAGGCAGGAUAAUCAACACGUCAUUCACUUUGAUGCAUAUUCUUCGGGAAGUCAAACAUUAUUGUCAUCAGGAAGAAUAACAGAAGUUGACUUACCAAGAAUUCCCGUCUUAAAUGUCCAAAGAUUCCUCUCAUUGCUCAACACAGAAAAGGAAUCUCGCAUUGUAUACAAGAUGCUGCAAAGUUUAGGAUUUCAACAUGGUCCAGUAUAUCAAACGAUAAAGAAAUGUGUGAUUAGGGACAGAGAAACUGUCUGUGAAAUUUAUCUCUCCGAUGAAGUCAUGAAAGAAAUUCCCAGAACCUGUCUACACCCUGUCAUUCUAGACACCAUGUUUCAGUCAUGCUUUGGGAUUAAAGCUGUGAAUGGAAAUUGUCAAAAAACAAGAAUUUUGCCGGUUAAAGUCUUGAAUUUGAUACAGAGGCAGCGGCCAUUGCAGCAUAUGAUUUGCUACACAACCCUUGUGUAUGACAACGCAAAUAAUGCAUGCUUCAACAUUCUCCUGAUACAAAUGAAUGGCACUGUUGUUGCUGAAAUGUACAAUUUUGAGAUAGAAAAGGUUAAUUCACCUGAUGAUAUACAUGCUUUAUCGUAUUAUGAAACUUGGAAACCAAUCGAUUUGACUGCUCUGAAACCUGCAGAAAUGACGACCUUUGUUCUGUCGUGGAACACAGACUACCUUUCCUGUAUAGAACAGUCAUUUCGCCAAACCCGAAAAAGUGUCAAAGUUUGCUCCUUCCAUCUAACAAAAACUUUUGACAAUGAAUUAUUGUCAACUCUUCAUGAAAUUGCAGAAACACCGAAUAUUUCUGUCAUUUUUGCCCCGGGGCUUCCAGGAAUAGAUGAAACUACAACUGGGCAACGCCUAAUGGAUUCCAUGAGAAAAACAACCUAUGUUUUUUUACAACUUUUGAAAUCAAUUUUCAAGGAGAAGUGGGACAUAUUGGUCGUUACAAACGAGACACAACCCUGUGUAUCAAAGACAACACGAGUAGUUGGAGCAGAAUUAUGGGGCAUGGUUCGAUCUGUGUCGCAAGAGGGAACAGAACUCUCUUUUACAUUACUAGACAUAGACAGUCUAAGUGAAUUUGCACUGGAAAAUAUCAUGAAAAUAUGUUCCGAAAUGCAUGGAACUGCGACAAGUAGGCAAGUUCCGUGUGAAUAUGCCAUUAGACGAAAUACUAUAUAUGCUAAUGAACUUUUAAAGAUGCCUGAAAAUUUUCACACAUGUUUAUACAAACAAAGUUUUCAGAAAGUGCAACAACCAGUUUACAUUCGACAUGAACUUGAUGGAAGUGCACCAUCUUUCCUUGCCAUUCCUUGUCCAGCAGUAUCCAUUACUCCAAAUUCUAAUUCCAUUUGUGUAAUACCAGCCCAUGCACUUCCAUGCACAGCAGGCACCUUUUUCUUUCCCAAUAAUGACUCUGUUGAACUGCAUUGUUCAGAUACCAAAGUCACUGGAAAAGAAAUAACAAUAUGUGAACUCAUUGGCACCGCUAAACUUGGAAGUAAAGACACCGAAGUAGUCGCAUGCUGUCAGAUGGAACUGAAGACAAAAAUGGAAAUUGACAAAAAUUGUGUCCUUGCUAAAUCGGGUCUCGACGGCUAUAAAGUUGGACAUCUACAUGCCAUAAUUAUUGCAUUGACCAUAGCUGAUCGUAUAGAAAAGAAAUCGAACGUGUUUGUAGCUUUCAAUCAGAAAGAUUUGGCAAUUUUCAAUUUCCUUUUUCACCUGCUUAAGGAUAAGAAAUGCAAUGUAUCCUACCUGAAGAAUCCCUGGAGCAAGAACACGCAAAACACAAGUGCAACUGAACUAGUGUUGUUAUCGGGUUAUGGAUACGAAGACAAGGACACUUUUCGACUAUUAUUUCCAAAUGCACAGCAAUGUAUCUCUUUAAGAGGUACUCUGCCAUCAGUGUUGAUGGCUGAAGAUCGUUCAAUCACGUUUCGUCUUAUAGACGUCUCUGAUUUAUUUAAACCCAAACAAUUACGCGGUGUAUCCCAAAGAGCAUUCCGAAUUCUAAUGUCUGUUUUGAAAAAGACAAAAGGACAAGACGUUCCCGUACAUGAAAGGCCAUUGCAGAUCAAAGAAAUUUUAAGAAAUGUCGAGAUGAGGACAACACAGGAAUGUCUUAUUAGAAGCGACAGUGCCUACGUUGUUGUAGGGGGGUUAACAGGUUUAGGGUGGCUCAUUGUCAAAUACCUUUCUAAAAGAAACGCUAAGAAAAUAGUAUCACUAUCAAGGCGCCCUCUAACACGUGAUGCGGAAAAGAGAAUUUAUAAUAUCAAGAAUCUGUAUGGAGUUGAAGUCAUUCACAAAGCUGUUGAUAUCACAAAUCUAAACGAUCUCACAAAAGUCAUCCGCUCACUUCAGCAAGAGAUACCAGAUUUUCCCAUCCGUGGUGUUUUCCAAGGCGCCGCUGUAAUUAAUGACAGCACAGUACCGAAAAUGGCACAGGAAAAAUUUGAUUUGCCGCUUACUGUAAAGGUACUUGGUACGUGGAAUCUCCAUGUUGUUACCAAACAUAUGGACCUUGACAUAUUUACCAUGCAUUCUAGUAUUGCAUCUGUGUUUGGAAACUACUCGCAAACAAAUUACGCAGCAGGAAAUGCAUUUCAAGACAGCUUUGCAUACUACAGAAGAUCUUUAGGACUCCCUGCACAGGUAAUUAACUGGGGUGCCUUGGAUAUCGGAAUGGGAUCGGACCCCACAUUGAAAGACAUCUUUUUUCACAAAGGUAUAAACUUGAUAUCCGCUGAUCAAAUAUGUCGUGCCCUUACACAAAUGUUUCUGUCAGACCAAACUCAGGGAAUAUUUGUAGAUUUUGAUAUCAAGAGGUUUUUAACUGCAAAUAACUUGAAAUGGUCAAAAUCAAAAUACAAGGGUAUCAUUCCUGUUGAAACCGAAUCGCUCCAAAAGUCAGUGUCUGUAGACGAAAAGACCUAUGAAUCCGGAGACAUGUUAAAUCUUGUAAAAGAAACUUCAGCACAAGUUUUGAUGAUUGACGCAUCUGAAAUAGAAGAUAGUCAUACAUUAGACCACUUUGGACUAGAUUCGCAAAAUGCUAUUGAGAUCAUAAAUGCCAUAUUUUCAAUCACAAAAGUGAAGAUCCCCAUUCUGUUGCUGUUAUCUGGUGAUUAUAGCGUUCAGGAACUGGCAGGGUUUCUAUCUGAUAAAAUAUCCACAGUCAACUCAAAGGAAUUGUUGGAUGAUGGCCAAGAUAAUUCAAAGAGUUUAUCACCGAUUACAAGACACAUGGCAAACGUCCAACAACAUAAAUCUUGUCUUGGAUUCUCAUUUUCAAUAUCCCCCAACAUGAGGAAACCAGAAAUAUGGAGAGUAGCAAUGCAAUUUAUGAUAAGAAUAAAUUCGACACUGCGUGGUGCAGUAGAUAUACCUGGUCAUGCGAAUUUAUCUACCAGCUAUGUAGACGUUGAGGAUUUCAUUCUUCCAUUCGAGCAUGCUAAAACGAAAGAAGCAUUCAAAAUGAAGAUCAUAGACAAAGAUGUUCCGGUAUCUGUUGUAUAUCAAGAUCUAGGCAACAAAGCCAUUCUUCAUAUAUUUUGCAAUCGAACGCACUGUGAUGUAUUUUGUGGAAGAAUUGUUCAAAAAGACUUACAAAAUAUCUCGGCAUAUGUCGUUGCAGGAAUGCCAGUUCCUGCGUGGCUUGAUAAAGUAAACAUGGACUUUUUUUCGUUGUAUACUAAAUCAGUCCAUGCUGUUGCAGAUAAAUCCAAAGAUUACUGGAAGAAACGACUUCGUUUGUGUAAAACCUCAGCAACUUUGAAAAGCAUUGCUCCUCUGCUGGAUUCCAAUGAUGACAUAACUAAAAUAUCUCUCCCACUCGCUGAUGUUCGUAUAUUGCAGAAUCUUGCAUUGGAUAAUGAAUGGACGAUGAGCACUAUUGUAUGUAGUGCAUUUCAAAUCGCUUUGCAUAAAAUGACUAAUGCAGAAAGAGUACCACUAUUGAUGGAAGUUGACUUGCGUUUACAUAUUCAGGAAUGCCAGGAGGAAAUUUCACCUUGUACCAACUUCAUCCCAAUGGUAUCGCCAAACUUUCUACGACCUGAUGCAACGAUUAAAGAUGUUAUAGAUGAAAACAAAAAUAUUCUAGAAGAGACCAAUUCACAUAGUCUUUAUUCAAUUGCUGACAUAAUGGAGCUUCAAGAAUUCGACACCAAAUUGCACAAAACGCACGCCUUCCUGUUUCAAACAAUGGACAAUGUUGAUCAUCAGUACAUUAAUCUAAUUUCAACUCAGACUGAAAGAGAUCCAAGUUUUGAAACAAUGUUCCAUGUACAACAUUACGAAACACAAAAAUCUAUGUCGAUAGAGUUCCAUUUCUGCCCUCAGCGCGUUUCAACAUAUACUGCGUCCAUAUUGACAGAUUGUAUUUGGGAAUUGAUGCAGACUAUUCCUAUGAACUUAACGAAAAUGUUGAACCAGCUGCAGCUUGAGGCUACAUUACAGAAAAGCAUGAGCCCAUCCCCAAAAGGACAUUUUCUUCUGGUCAAACACAACGGCAAAAGAAAACCUGUUGUUGUGGCGUUUCAACGUGGAUUCCCUCCAGUUAUUUCAUGGGGCACAGAACCAGGCAAACAGAGAAAACUGACAGAAAUAAAAGAUGUUCACAUGUCGCAAGUCAAUGGUCAUUUUGGAUUACGAUUGCAAUGCUUAAGAGAGGAGAAUGUAGUUUUUGAAACUUCGGAUGUGAAAGUGUGUAAGGCAUGGUUGUCUUUCUUGAAAAAUCACCUCCGUUUUAAUGGAUUACCUGAAAAACACGAAGUUGAAGAAAACUCAAACUAUAUUCAAGCAGACGAACUGGAUAUUGAGGAUACACAUUUAUAAAUUGUCCGUUUUCUGAACCCGUACCACCAUUGUGACAAAACAUCAACAAACAUUUUUGUUUGGGAAAAUGACCAACCGCUUCUCAGACAGGACUACGGACACAAAAAAAGAAUUGCACUAUUUGUCUGUUUGUUUAUCAUUUUUUGUUGUUGUUUAUUUUGCUUAUUAAGAAUCAAAUUCUUUUUCCUAAAUGAGUCCUUGAAAUAUACAGUAAAACACAUUUAUAACGAACACGCUCAUAACAAAUUCACGCUUAUUACAAAGUUAUAUCUAUUCUCCUCUGAGAG
Messenger RNA from Ostrea edulis (European flat oyster), 8095 nucleotides. RefSeq lists its product as uncharacterized. Gene Ontology annotation, molecular function: 3-oxoacyl-[acyl-carrier-protein] synthase activity; phosphopantetheine binding; fatty acid synthase activity. Bases 45 to 7808 code for a protein of 2587 amino acids. The record is from RefSeq and is a predicted model, not a curated record. Gene Ontology annotation, biological process: fatty acid biosynthetic process. NCBI's taxonomy places the organism in Eukaryota, Metazoa, Mollusca, Bivalvia, Ostreida, Ostreidae. The transcript is spliced from 9 exons.